GAUAAUUUACCUAAGUCCAGUGUUACCCCAUUCAAACCAAAACCUGCUUCAAGGCUCACCGUACUCCCUCCGUCUCCUUCGCGCCAGAAUCGCCUCCGGCAGCGGCGAAGGGCAUAUCAUCACUUUCGUUACACCAUUAAGACCGUCUCUUCGUCCUCUAUCACAAAUCAACCUCAAUGCCUCUCAAUUUUCAGUCAAACAUCCAAACCAAACCAAAAUCAAAUGAACCCUAACUCACUAAAUCUUGAAUUAAACGCGAGCAAAGGGAGAUUCGGAGACCAAACCAUAAGGGAUUGGCUCCAUGGACUACAAAAUACACCAUAGUAAGGAGAAUCGAUCGAGAAAAAUGGAAUUUCACCAACCUGUAAGACGGCGGAGUGGCCCGGUGAAAAUUGAAUUCAGAGCGAACGAACAUGAAGAUGAAGGCGCCUUCAGGUUUUAGUUGCCUAGUUAUUCGCAGCUUUGGAUUUUUCUGCUAUGCAUAUGCUGCUGUUGGGCAUUGCCUUGCAAGUGUGCUGAAGGCGCCCAACACCCAAAAACCUUACACAGACGCAAAACAAGUGUGCUGUGUUGUGGUGGUUGCAACUUUGACGGCGUAGAAGAUGGAAGGGAUGAUGCAACUACCAUACAUCACUACGGUGAAGCUCAUGCUCGGUUCACUCGAACGCAACCUGCUUCCUGAUGCCGUCAUCAGAAGACUCUCACGCUUGCUUUUGGCCACUCGACUUCGCUCUUCUUACCAACCUUCUUCUGAACUUCAGCUCUCUGAUCUUCUCCAAUUUGCUCAUUCUUUACAAGAGAUGCCUAUUGCAGUUAGUACUGAUAAGCCAAAAUCUCAACAUUAUGAAUUACCAACCUCUUUCUUUAAGCUCGUUCUUGGAAACAAUCUCAAAUACAGUUCUUGUUAUUUCUCUUCUGCCUCAAAGACCUUGGAAGAUGCUGAAGAAGAAAUGUUGAAACUGUAUUGCGAGAGAUCAAACUUGAAAGAUGGUCAUACAGUUCUUGACGUCGGAUGCGGUUGGGGUUCGCUGACUUUAUACAUUGCCAAGAAUUAUAGUAAUUCCAGGGUUACAGGAAUCUGCAAUUCCAACACUCAAAAAGCUUUUAUCGAGGAGAAAUGCAUGGAGCUGCAACUGCAAAAUGUGGAUAUCAUUGUUGCGGACAUUAGCACACUUGAAAUGGAAGCUUCUUACGACAGAAUAUUUUCCAUUGGAAUGUUUGAGCAUAUGAAGAACUAUAAAGAUCUUCUCAACAAGAUAUCCAAAUGGAUGAAAGAGGAUGGUCUUUUAUUCGUUCAUCAUUUCUGCCACAAAGCAUUUGCCUACCACUUUGAGGACAAAAAUGAAGAUGAUUGGAUUACGCGAUACUUCUUUACUGGAGGAACUAUGCCUGCAGCAAAUCUACUUCUUUAUUUCCAAGAUGAUGUUACAGUCGUCAAGCAUUGGCUCGUAAAUGGGAAACACUAUGCGCAGACCAGUGAAGAGUGGCUCAAAAGAAUGGAUAAGAACAUGGCUUCCAUCAAGCCAAUUAUGGAAUCAACAUAUGGCAUAGAUUCGGCUACUAAAUGGACUGUCUACUGGAGAACAUUUUUCAUAGCUGUAGCAGAACUUUUUGGAUACAAUAAUGGUGAAGAAUGGAUGAUUGUACACUUUCUUUUCAAAAAGAAAGUGAAGUCUUCUUCAGGAAAAUAGAUAUCAGCAGAGAUCAAUAACAAAUGACAUUUGUAGUUGAAACAAAGGUGAAUGUCCAUUAUUCUCACCAUGAUCUCUAUAUUGUUACAUCAUUUUAUCAUGUCAUAUUUCAUUUCAUCCACUUAUUUUAGCAUUUAAUGUCCAUUACAUUUUAUUUGUUAAUGCAUACUAAUUCACUUUGAUUCAUGUUUGUGUGUCCACAUGUGCCUUUGAGAUGCAAGUACACUCCAAAUUAUCAAUGUCCUCAACAACGUAAUCAAAUAGAUUGCGGGUAUUUCAUGUUGAGGUUUAUGCGAGAUACUCUUGCUUUGGGCCGAUUAAAGAUUCCCACCGAUUACUUUGAUGAAUUCAAGUGUGCAUUUUAUACAAAGGAUCAAGUGGACGAAAUCAAAGAGGAGUGGUGUCAAUUCAUGAUAAAGCUCAAUGUUUGUUCAUAAAUUUGUGUAAUUAAUGUGUACAUUUGUGGUAUAUGUUAUGACUUGUAAAUGUGUACAUAAAUUUGUAUAUAUUUUGAUACAUUUAAGGCAAAAUUGGUUUGAAUUGGUA
This is a messenger RNA of Lathyrus oleraceus (garden pea), 2237 nucleotides long. RefSeq names its product (S)-coclaurine N-methyltransferase. The transcript is spliced from 11 exons. Bases 603 to 1691 code for a protein of 362 amino acids. Lineage: Eukaryota; Viridiplantae; Streptophyta; Magnoliopsida; Fabales; Fabaceae. Gene Ontology annotation, biological process: lipid biosynthetic process. The record is from RefSeq and is a predicted model, not a curated record.